This is a messenger RNA of Ipomoea nil (Japanese morning glory), 677 nucleotides long. Its product is annotated as sm-like protein LSM36B. The coding region runs from base 132 to 413 and encodes 93 amino acids. Gene Ontology annotation, biological process: mRNA splicing, via spliceosome. The record is from RefSeq and is a predicted model, not a curated record. The transcript is spliced from 4 exons. Lineage: Eukaryota; Viridiplantae; Streptophyta; Magnoliopsida; Solanales; Convolvulaceae. Gene Ontology annotation, molecular function: RNA binding.
AAUCCCCCAUUUUGAUUUCUGAGUCGGUGAGUCCCGACUCCUGCGGGCUGCGGCAACAAGUUAACACUCAACAACUUCGAGCGACGGCCGACGGGUGAUAUACUAAUAGAAUUAGCAAAAACUAAGACAAGAUGAGUGGAGCUGUGGCAGGGGAGAGAGGCUCAACAACCACUAAAACUCCAGCUGAUUUUCUAAAAUCUAUUCGUGGACGUCCCGUGGUCGUCAAAUUGAACUCAGGUGUUGAUUAUCGAGGCAUUUUAGCAUGUUUAGAUGGAUACAUGAAUAUUGCAAUGGAGCAAACAGAAGAGUAUGUUAAUGGACAACUGAAGAACAAGUACGGGGAUGCCUUCAUACGAGGAAACAAUGUACUCUACAUCAGCACAUCGAAGAGGACCUUGGCGGAGGGGGCUUAGUACUCGGCUGGCUUACAUGUUUUUUUAUCGUGUUACAUUUGCCAGCUCUUUGUCAAGAAUUUAAAGCUGGAUUAGACCAAUGUUUUCAAAUUCAGUAAAGUAAAUAUGAAUUGUGUUUUGUAGAGUUUGAAGUUUGUUAAUGUUGGAUGGAACACUACCCCUUUUGGUAGCUUCUGUAGCUUACAUGACUGGAUUAAUAUAUUCAAAUGCACGUCUGUAUUUGAGUUUUAGUUAUAUGAAGGCACGUUCGUGAUAUUUGCAUUG